ACGCACACGAAUCGGUCUUCGCACUAUCCGCAAACGUAAACGCAUUUGAUCCAUGUUACCGCGUCCGACGUCACAAUAAUAGGCAACCCCCCACCCUCGCGCCCGCGGCGAGGACGUUCAGGUGUGUGCGUCGUGUGAGAUACAGGUGCAAAAUAAACAGGAUCGUUCGCGAGUAGUAGUGUACGACGGGCCAAUAGUGGUCCGGGUAAACAAUAGGUGUGAGGGGGUUGCGCAUAGGGGCCAGCUCGAGGGUGCGCGGCGGGUGUAGCUUCCCAUUCUCGCGUUCUCCGCGGAUAUAGAGAGGAUCUCUCUUGUUUUGUUGCAGUGCCGGGCAGUUGAGUUAACGCGGGACACGGUGGCUGCCGCACAUCUCCAAGAGGUUCGCUCGACGGCGAAUCUGCAGUCAUGUGUUGAUCUGCCGCCCUUGCUCACGCAGCUGAGAAAUAUGUCUUCGAAGCGGAAGUCUCCACCGACGAAACUGCACGAAGGCAACGCGAGCGACACCCCCGUCUAUCAGUCGAACAUCGGGGGUAGCGGCAGCGACGGCGGAGGUCUGACCGACCUAGACGAAACGAGUAGCAACAAUCUAAGCGAUAUCUGCGAGGAAGAGGCGAACAAUAUGGUAAACAGUUCGUCCGCGUUUUACAAAUUAUCGGAACCGUCGUCCCCGAGCGCCUGCGGUAGCGAAAUCGACGACGCUCUCGAAGAAGAACACACUCCACCGAGCAAAACGGCGAGGAUGUGCGGCUCCGAUCCGAACUGUUCGCCGAUGGCGUCGAGCAUCUCGACGCUAUCGCUCCACGCAGAACAGACGGAUAGGCGACGGAACUCGUCCGAGUGUAGUUCGCCCGGUUCGGACGUUAAGACUAGUUUUCAUUACAACAAUAACAAUAGUAGUUUGCUUAACAAUAACAGUUCCUUGCAUCCGCUGAAACGGUCGAUGGACGACGUCCUCAAACGGUUGACGUCGAAAAUUAACAACAGUUCGAUCAAGGAGGAGCGUCGGCCGACGCCUUCGUCGACCCCGAACUCGACCCAUAACUCCGACGUCGAGCCAGCGACGGCAAUUCAACACGCUUUGUCCGGCGACACCAUAAUGGAGAAGGACAGAAAGUUGUCGGAGUUGAUUUUUCAACUUCAGAUGGUCAGGGAACAGCUGCUGACGCAGCAGCAACAACAGGAAGCGAACAAGAUAAGUAGCCCGUCGCCAUUGGUCAACGAAACCCACAAACAACUCGAAUUCCAAAGAAGGCAGCAGGAACAACUCCUGCAGCAACAACAGAAGCUACAAGAGCUCCAAGGUCAAAUUUCGGCCCAGUAUGCUGCCACGGGGACGGUCGGGCACCAAGGUCUUAUGUUUUUGCCGUUUUUGGAGCAGCUACGCAAUUUACAUCCCCCGAACAUGCCGCCCGUUGUUGCCAAAUCUCCGCUCGCCAAUCACAUGCUUCCACCCCACCAAGUACCAAACUGGAUCUCGGCAACGACAGCUCACUUGGCUCAAAUUUCGAACAACCAACAGAUACAACAGGAAAAACGAUCUCCGCCCGCGCAACCGACACCUUCGCCCCCACCACCCCCGUCGGAUCCCGACGCACCUCUCAAUCUCACCAAACCGAAAUCCUCUAGUUCGAGUUCGGCGUGCUCGAGCCCCCACGGAACCCCCACGAGUCAGUUACAGAGCAUGGCUGAUCAACCGGUGGCGGCGACCGCUCCUAGACUGCUACCUCCCAAUCUCAUGGUACCAAACAGGGCGUUUUUACCGUACGCAGGACUGCCGCCUCAAUUUCCGAUGCCUCCCAGCGACAACAUGCUGAAAGGGGGUAAGGACGGCAUGUCCACGAUGGACAAGCAAUCGCCGUUUUCUCUCCACAUGUACGCGAUGCCGACGCCCCCCGGCUUGACGGGCAGGCCCAAGGAGGAAAAUCUGAAGGACGAGACUGACUUUAUUACAGCUUGUCAGUUGUGGGGCGCGCCCGAUGCCGGCUUCAAACUCGAUGAGAACUCGGAAAAGGCGAAAAUCAUCAGGCAGCAACAAAAACGCGAUAACGAAAACAAACCUCACAUCAAACGGCCGAUGAACGCUUUCAUGGUGUGGGCAAAGGACGAGAGAAGGAAAAUCUUGAAGGCGUGCCCGGACAUGCACAACUCGAACAUCUCGAAAAUUCUCGGCGCCCGUUGGAAGGCGAUGUCCAAUUCGGAAAAACAACCUUAUUACGAGGAACAGUCGCGACUGUCCAAACUUCACAUGGAAAAGCAUCCGGACUACAGAUACCGACCGAGGCCAAAACGCACUUGCAUAGUCGAUGGCAAAAAGAUGCGUAUCUCGGAAUAUAAAAUGCUGAUGCGGCAACGUCGCCAGGAGAUGAGACAACUCUGGUGCCGAGAUGGUACCGAGAUGAAUUUCAACAUGUCUUCCGGCACGGAGAUGACUGCCGGCUCGUCAUCUUCGACAGGACGACAGAAUAUGUCGCCGCCCCUGCUACUGAACGGCGGCGCCGGACCCAGCAACGACGGCGGUUUUUAUUAUCCGCAGGAUAGCGCGUCACCCGAUGUGUUGAAUUUUUCGCAGGACCGCAACAUGACGUUCGAUUCUAGUCCGAGGAAUGAGGAGGACUGAGCCUGGCCCAACAGGGAACUGGUGUUCCCUCAGUGGUUCUGAGCGCACGGGUUCGGAUUCGGGAGCGGGAGAAGGAACGAGAUCGCUUUGCAUUGAUUCUUCAUGUUCAUGGAUUUUUUAAGCAAAUCGCGUCGGGGCAAAUAAAUCCGAAAUUUUUGAUGAGGAUGUGAUCAAACUUUAGGUGAAAAUUUUUUGAGCGAUCUAGACACGAAAUAUAUCGAAAAGUUUUUAUAAAAUAAAAUAAAUAUAAAUAAAAAUAAUAAACGUCUUUAUUGAAUUAAGUAAAAAAAAAACAUUUUAUAAGAAAUUUAAAAAUGCAAGGGCAGUCAGUUCAGCAUUGCAGGAAUUGAAUAUUUUGACAGAGAUAAUGGGCGCCACUGACUUUUUUCUUUUUGUUUAUAAAAAACAAAAACCCGAACAGCAAAAACCCUCCUUCCAAAAUCACACUCCCUUUUUAUACAAAAAUCAUUUAACAUUAAAUAACACGAGAUUUAUUUUACAAAAAAUAUGCGCCUUAACACCAUGAACACCAUCGUUAAAUUCAAACAGAACAAUUUGCUUCUAGAUUUUUGAGAAAUGCGUAAACUAACGUAUUUUCGGACUUUUUUAAUUAAUAUUUGGCCGAGUACAGACAAUUCCAGGUUUUCCAUGACAAUUUAUACUUUUUUUCAGGAAUAACUAUGAAUACAUGGAAUCCAGAAAAUUUGCCAAUCAGUUUUUCCAGAUAUAGACACAAUUUAAAUCGAAAAAAGCUAUUAAAAAUAUAUAAUGAUAUUAGUAAUAAUAAUAAUAAUAAUAAAGGUCUUUAAAAUAAGUAAAAAAACAUUUUAUAAGAAAUUUAGACACUAAACACUAAACUGAAUUUUUUAAACAUAAUUUUGGUAUAUUUAUUUGCCCCAUCAUCAAUGAUAAAAUAAUGUUUUCGUAAAUUAGGUUUCAAUUUUCCUGAUCGCAGCUAUCAAGGUGACAUGAUAUAUUUGAUCGAAUCCUCGCUAUUAAUAAGCUUUCCAAUUCCAAUUUUAGCCAUGUAAUCUAGACAUGCGUAUCUAAUGCCUCUUAAUUCAAAUUGAUUGUAAUUGUAAUUAAUUUUUUGUUUCUUUUUAUUUAUUUGCUUGCAUUUGGAAUCGUAGUACUUGUACUGAGGAUUAUACACUUUCCACUAAAGCGAAAUAAAGCAAAAAUGGAAGAAAGUAAAAUAUAACAACCAAAACAAUUAAACACGUAAAUAUGAACAAAAUCAUUUUAAUCCACAUUUAAAAUAUGAUAAUUGGAAAUGACAUGUGAAAAGUUAAUUUUGUUUCAAACAGAGAGAAUAAGAUUUCAAUUUUGCUUUUUCUAAAUUUAAUUUCGUCACUGCCCGGUUUUUUCAAAAAAGUGAAGUAUUUGUAACCCCGCUAUUGAGUAUUGUUGAGGAGAGCUGCGCACAAGUGAGGAGUCAAUGCAUUUAAAAGCGGAUCGGCCCCUUCCGGAGGUGAAACUAACGAGAGACAAAAACCGAAACGAUUCAAAGGGCGAACAAAGAAAAUUGCGGUGCGAUUGAGCGUCGUGACAUAAAUGCCAAAAGACUUGACAAAAAAUCGUAUUACAAAAAAAGGUGUCGUAGUUGUAUUGUUAUGUAUAUAUGCAUCACGUAGAUCUUCAAGUUAUUUAUUUUUUAUUACUAUUAUUAUUUUUAUUAUUAUUGCGGAUCGUAAGGUGUAAUCCAUUGUAAAUUUAUAUCCCGAGACAUUGCAUAUCUUCUGUUGUUUAAAAAAAUAAUAAUAAUAAUUAUUAUUAUUAAUUGGUACGUUUUGAAUUUUUAAAAUGUAGAUUCUAUCAAUUGACAGGGGUUUGUACCUGGGUAACGCGACAGUAUUGUUUCCGCGCUAAAUACGAGGUGUUUCCGGAAUGAUGGAAUAAUCUGACUAUAAAAAAUUUUAAAUCCAUUUCGAGAAAAAGAAAUACAUGCUUUUUGAUUAAUCUCCAAUUUGUCUUCAAUUCCGCAUGUACAGCAAACACCUCGUAUAAUAAUCCCAAUGACAUGACAAUUUCGUUUCGAACAAGCUUUAUUAGAUUUAAAACGAGUUGUAUUAUUACUUUUUUGUUUAAUUUUAUUCGAUGAAUGGUACAAAGCUUUAUUUUGGAAAAACUGUUGACGCGGCGCGUGACAGCUGAUAAGUUCCGGAAAAAUCCGAACCUAUCGGUGUCGCUGCACGCAUAUCUUCAUACGUGUGCAAUGUGUAAGUAUGUAUGUUAUAGAUUUGUUUUUUUUCUUUUCACCUGUUGUUUAUAUCAUUAUAUAAUAGAGCCAGUACGUUCUAAGUAAAUAUAGAUUAUUUAUUACUUUCAUCGGGCUACUGUACAGUCGAAACAAAAAUUCUCACAUCAUAGUGUUCGAUCAUAAUCUGACAAAGCCUUGCGCACUAUUCUAUCCAAUUUCCCAAUAACUAAAAAUCGAGGUUCAGGAAUGCAUAAAAAUUUUUAGUUGCUGAGAAAUGCACAUGAGAAAAAACCGAUAAUGCAUAAGUCUUAAAACCCAUGUAUAUAAUUUUAUUAAGUUGCAGUUAAAUAUUAACCGCAAUAGGCACUGUUAAUAAAAAUGUACGUAUAUCAUCAGUAUUUACGAAAAUCCUUCAUCUCUCGUCGGCAUAGGCGCCGUCUUGACAUAUUAAUCCGGCUCCCUUAUAACCUGGGUGGGGAAAAUGCCGCGUCCCCAAUUUUUGUUUAGUUUUACGUGAAAGUUCUCGCCGUACUUAUUGCUAAUUAUAAAACAAUUAAAAUGUGAUACCUGGCAACUAGGUACAGUAUGUAAAAUUGUAUCUACUUCGUGUAAGUAUACCUAAGCAUAAUGGAUGUCCCUCGAAACAAAAAAAAAAACGACGGUAGCAGCAUUUUCAAUAUUCCGGGAUGCGUCUUUUUAGGGCUAGUGAUUUGUAAGCGUAACAACACGAAUAGUCGAAUAUAUAAGAUCGUUUGGUCAACACUGAAACAUUAGUGAAUAGGCUCAUUGUUCUUCUUGUGCCAAAAUUAAGUUAAUAAAGUAUGA
Molecule: messenger RNA, 5642 nt
Organism: Cylas formicarius (sweet potato weevil)
Lineage: Eukaryota; Metazoa; Arthropoda; Insecta; Coleoptera; Brentidae
Gene: Sox102F
Product: transcription factor SOX-13
Exons: 6
Coding region: 446-2617 (723 amino acids)
Biological process (GO): regulation of transcription by RNA polymerase II; cell fate commitment
Cellular component (GO): nucleus
Molecular function (GO): DNA-binding transcription factor activity, RNA polymerase II-specific; RNA polymerase II cis-regulatory region sequence-specific DNA binding
Source: RefSeq, a predicted model, not a curated record